Messenger RNA from Cydia strobilella, 1846 nucleotides. RefSeq names its product dnaJ homolog subfamily C member 28. The record is from RefSeq and is a predicted model, not a curated record. Bases 105 to 1220 code for a protein of 371 amino acids. Lineage: Eukaryota; Metazoa; Arthropoda; Insecta; Lepidoptera; Tortricidae. The transcript has 5 exons.
AUUGACAGUACCUCAAUCGACUAAUCACAAUAUUUUCGCUUCAAACCAUGUUUAUUUUUACGUAAUAUUUCACAAACGAAAUGUCAGUGUUUUGGUAAACAAAAAUGAUCAAAUGCAUCCUUUUCUCGGAAAGACUUGGUCCCUUAACUUAUAUACUGGGAUCAACACAAAUCAGAACUGUGACAAUAGUGACCGACACACAAAUCGAAGAAUGCUACAACAUCCUGAAAAUUCCACUUAAUUCUAAGCAAGAUGUAGUGCAAACAGCGUUUUUAGAUUUGGCCAAAAUUUACCACCCUGACUCUGGUUCACCAGAAGCUUGUAUUGAGAAAUUUGUGGACAUCGAAAAUGCGUUCCGUAUACUUACCAAGCACAACACGGGGAAGAGCAGCCAAGAAGAUGUGGAGAAAAUAGUUCAUGAUAUUAGACAUACAGCGCCACAGCACCGGCAGUACCUGAGCUUCGACGGCGUAGGCUAUGGCACUCCAUUCCAGAGACAGAAGCAAUGGACUCAGGCCCGUGCUCAGCGGGCAGCAACCAACAUAAUGGAGCACCGGGUCUCUAAGGCCGUAGCUUCGGAGAACACACUUAUGAAGAAGGGUCAGGGUUACGGAAAGAAGCACGACAUUAAAACGAAAUACGGCAUCGACCGUCUAGUGGAAGACCUUAUCCAAGAAUCGAUGUCGAAAGGCGAGUUCAAGAAGCUCAGCGGCAUUGGCAAACCCUUGAAGGAUCAGAACACGAAUCCUUACGUCGACUUUACCACGCACAAGUUGAAUGAGGUGCUAAUAAACAACGGUUUCGUCCCAGAAUGGAUAACGAUGAACAAAGAAAUAGACCAAGACAUAGACGCCCUAAAGGAUGAGAUCAGACGCGACAGGAGCUACCUCGGCCCUUACCCUCUAUCAGAGCAAGACAUCCUAAAAUGGGACCGCAUAUGCGAAGCGAACCGGGAACUAGCCAAAUCUAUAAACACUAAAAUUAAUACGUAUAAUUUAACAGUCCCUUUGAUAAACAAUCAGAAAUUCCAUGUAGAUUUCGACAAGAUUUGCGAAGAUGUUUUGGUGAGUGGAGUACAUUCAGUUAAACCAGAUAGUAAUGUGAAGGAAAAGUCUGUACCUAUAGUUUCUAAUAGCUCGGACCACGAUUUUAUUGGAGUGUUUUUUAAAGCGUUAGGGGAUUUAUUCAAUUUCAAAUCUAAGAAAAAUGUAGAUAGUUAAGCGGAAUAUUUUAUUCAAAAAGUGGCCUUAAGGUGAGAUGACCAUAGGUGCAUUGGGGUCAUUUCGGGGGUAAUUAUGAAAAUCCCGGAUUAUACUAAAAAACAAGAUUCAACAAGAUUGAACUAAAGUAUAAUGUUCUAUGUUUGAAGUAUAAAAAUGUUAUUUUGCAAAUUACUACCCAAGUGUAGUUUUUUAUAAUUGGCUGCUGCUGGAGGCUAAAAAAAUCAUAUUUUGAAAAUAGGUAUUUCACAAAAAAUUUGAAUGUCUAGAUCGAAUGACAAAUUAAAACACGAAUAUUUAUUGCACUUCAGCACUCAAUUAUAUAAAAAAAGUCUGUUUUAAGCAGUUCAUCUCUGCUUAUAUGUAACAAAAUGAUUGCAUGCAUGCAUGUAUGUUAGUAAUACCCGUAUUUGGACUAAUAAUAUAAUUCUAGACGAACAUCAACAAAUAACGGGUGAGAUUGAAACUAUUUGUAGCUGUAUCAAGAUGUAUAAACAGAGGAAAAGCUAAAGUAGUCAAAAAAUAAUUUAAUCCUCUUUUAACAUUAUAAACUGAGCCAAAACACUUUAUUACACCUUAUUUCUCUGUAAUAAGGUAGAAAAUAAGGCAAUGAAUUUGCUAGACUA